This is a messenger RNA of Monodelphis domestica (gray short-tailed opossum), 3813 nucleotides long. RefSeq lists its product as uncharacterized. Gene Ontology annotation, biological process: regulation of transcription by RNA polymerase II. Lineage: Eukaryota; Metazoa; Chordata; Mammalia; Didelphimorphia; Didelphidae. Gene Ontology annotation, molecular function: RNA polymerase II transcription regulatory region sequence-specific DNA binding; DNA-binding transcription factor activity, RNA polymerase II-specific. Gene Ontology annotation, cellular component: nucleus. The record is from RefSeq and is a predicted model, not a curated record.
CCCACACGCAACGAGGAGGGGCGGGAGCGGCGCAGAGGCCUCUGGGAAAUAGGAAGUCAGGAGCUCCUCUUGGCCACACCUCCGGCUCUCCCUGAGAGCUCUGAGCCGCUUCGCUCUCCCGCCCCUGCCCAGAGUCCUGCUGCCAGCCAAGGGGGAUCCUGGAGUCCCAGGGAAUGGCCUUUGAGAGGAACAGACUCCCAGCUCAGCCUUCUGUGCUCUGACUUGGGCUGCUCUAGGAGAUGGUGACGUUCCAGGAUGUGGCUGUGGACUUCACACGGGAGGAGUGGUGCCUCUUGUCCCCUCCCCAGAAGGAGCUGUACAAGGAGGUGAUGCUGGAGAAUGCCUGGAACCUGCUCUCUGUGGGGCUUCCAGCUCUCCCAGAAGAUGUGAUCUCUUAUUUGGAGCAGAGGGAAGCCCCAUGGAUGCUGGAGCGAGAAGGUCCGAGGAGCUGCUGCCCAGAAGGAGAAAUCCAAACAGAAAUGAAGGCUACUCCAACAGAGAUUAGCGAUUUUGUGGAAGAAACAGAGCAAAGACUCAUGAGUGAUGUUCCAGAUAACAUAGCUUGGAUAGAAUUCUGUGUUGAAUCUCAAACUUCAUCCCAUACUGAACUUCACAGAAUGGAUUCUAAGGAAAAGUCUAGUGAAUGCAAGCAAUGUGGAAAGACAUUCAGACUGAUAUCUGAUCUUGCUAUACAUCAGAGAAUCCACACUAGGGAAAAACCUUAUGAAUGCAAACAAUGUGGAAAGACAUUCAGUCUGAGAUCCAGUCUUGCUCAGCAUCAGAGAAUCCACACUGGGGAGAAACCUUAUGAAUGUAAGCAAUGUGGAAAGACAUUCAGUUGGAACUCCAGUCUUGCUAUACAUCAGAGAAUCCACUCUGGAGAAAAACCCUAUGAAUGCAAUCAGUGUGGGAAGACAUUCAGUCUGAGCUCCAAACUUACUCAGCAUCAGAGAAUCCACACUGGGGAGAAACCUUACGAAUGCAAGCAAUGUGGAAAGACAUUCAGUCUGAGCUCCCAUCUUGCUAUACAUCAGAGAAUCCACACUGGGGAGAAACCUUACAAAUGCAAGGAAUGUGGAAAAACCUUCAUAGAGUGUUCCACUCUUGCUCGACAUCAGAGGAUCCACACUGGGGAGAAACCAUAUGAAUGCAAGCAAUGUGGAAAGACCUUCACAGAGUGCUCCACUCUUACUCGACAUCAGAGAAUUCACACUGGAGAGAAACCUUAUGAAUGCAAGCUAUGUGGAAAAACAUUCACAGAGUGCUCUACUCUUGUUCUACAUCAGAGAAUCCACACUGGAGAGAAACCUUAUGAAUGCAAGCACUGUGGAAAGGCAUUCAGACUGAGAUCCAGCCUUGCUGAACAUCAGAGAAUCCACACUGGGGAGAAACCUUAUGAAUGCAAACUAUGUGGAAAAACAUUCACAGAGUGCUCUACUCUUGCUGGACAUCAGAGAAUCCACACUGGAGAGAAACCUUAUGAAUGCAAGCAAUGUGGAAAGACAUUCAGUUAUAACUCCAAUCUUACUCGACAUCAGAAAAUCCACACUGGGGAGAAACCUUAUGAAUGCAAGCAAUGUGGAAAAACAUUCAGUCGGAAUUCCUAUCUUGCUGUCCAUCAGAGAAUCCACACUGGGGAGAAACCUUAUGAAUGCAAUCACUGUGGAAAGACAUUCAGUCGGAGCUCCUAUCUUGCUGGGCAUCAGAGAAUCCACACUGGGGAGAAACCUUAUGAAUGCAAGCAAUGUGGAAAGACAUUCAGUUGGAGUUCCCAUCUUGCUGGGCAUCAGAAAAAUCACAGACUUUCACACUGAGCUCUUACCUUGCUCUAAAUCAGACAAUUCACUCUAUUAUGUCAUGAGCUCUACUCAUAUUAGUUACAAAUGGACAUGAUUUAGGCCUAAUGUUUGAUGCCAUAAGCAAAUUGUGAAGGAAUUAAGAAUCAUUUGCCUUUCACAUCAAUUGAUAAGGGGAAAAUUUGUGACCAAAUAAGAACUUGACAACAUGAGAUGUAUCAUAGGUUAUUUUUGUUGUCAAUUCAAAACUGCACAAACAAAACCAUUACAACCAAAGUUAAAAGAGGAAACAAGAAGCUAUCAUUUGCAUUAAAAUAAGAUGUCCAAUUGUGUGAAAGGAACCCUUUCCCAGAAUCAUGCAUGGGAUCUUACCUGCAUCCCAAGGUCCUAGUCACAGUCAUCUCAUGUGGGUCAUAUGACUGAGUUUGAACCAGAUGUGAUUGAAGGGGACCCAGAAGGGAAAGGGAGGGGAAAAGGUUGAAGACAAGGAAGUAGGGUCUCUUUCUAGAAGAACCUGUGAAGGGGAAGGUGGCUAAGGAAGUUAUGUGGAGAGCACCCAUAUGAUUAAAAGGCUUUUCUCUUUAACUCUCUGCCUUGACCUAUCCAAGUGAAUUCUAGUAAGUUUAAUGAAAAAUAAGGGCCAUAAUCCUAGUUUUAGUUCUUACAUCAUGGUGACCACUAUAGAGAAGAGUUUCACUUCUCCUUUUUAGGACUUUCUAGAGGAGUUUAAAAUAGAUACUAGGGCAGAUGAGCUUAGAGCACCAGCUGCCACCAGCCUCCAGCCUCAACCAAAAAUGGCCACAGCUGCCACCAAUCUCAGACUUCAUCAGAGAGGAUCUUGUUUUCUUAAAAGGGGUUAUCCUACUUGGAGCCAGUUUUAAGCCCCCACAUGGCCCAAGCCUUAGUUUAGGUGGGAGAAGGGUGUUGAAAAGAAUAGCAAACAAGAUUUCACCACCUGGUCCUGGCAUUUUGGUGCAGCCACAGCCAGGGUGCCCAGAGCAGGGCUGGUCUCAAUUGACUCCCCUACUUCACAGCAGGGAGCCCCGAGGGGCUGGAACUUAAUUCAGCCACUUGCUAAGGUAGAUCUCUAUGGAGCAUCUGAAGGUGAAAAAUCCCAACAGGGGCCUCUUGUCCCCACGCACACUAUCCACCUCCCUGUGCUGGCACCUUCCAAGGCCUGCAACAACCAGCAUGCCCAGCGAACCAGCUGAUCUUAGCUAAAAGUGACUUCCACACUUCCACCUGUGAAGGUGGUGACUGGAGCCCCAGCCCACACCAGGGAUCUCCCACACCACCUGUUGGACCAUGACCUAAGACUUCUAGCUUCCUAGAAAGGGGUUAUGGCUCUAUGCUCCCAGCUUUGGCUAAUGAAGCACAACAUAUAGUUCACUCCAGGGCAACACUACUUACAGCAAAAGUAAAACUACAGGCAACUGAAAAAUCAUGUAUAUAAUAAAAUUAAACAUAAUUAUAUAAAUUAUAGCAAAUCAAGAUGAAUAGAAGUAACUUUAAAAAUUAUUGUUAAAAUUAACAAAAUUGAAUUAAAUAAAAAAUUAAUUUAAUGAAAUAUUAUUUAAUUGGAUAUACCACUUCAGUGAUCCAUUCUUUCGAAAAAUAAUUAAGAAAAACUGUUUUUGCAAUUAUAUAUAUUCAUUAUUAGUACUAUUGCCUUGUAAUGAUUUCUUCUUUAACUCUAGCUUGGUUGCUUUCUACAAUGUAAUCAAAGGACAUUGUGUCUUGACAAAUUUUUUUCACUAUAUUUUGAGAUUUUUUUUAAUUAUUUAAACUCCUCUGCAGUUAUAAACUAGUAUCACAGAUACUUUUCAGCUCCUCAACAAUAGCUAGAGCAGAAGCCCCAAACAGAUAGAGUAGAAAGACUCAGAAAUUUUUCCAAACAGAUUAGGGAAGAAAGACUAUAGAGUUUUUUCUACAUUCCAUGAAUGAAAGUAGUAGUUCUGACCAAAUAAUGUCAACUAAGUCCUUUUUGCAUUAUAGGAAAUAAUAAAACAAUAAAACC